AAUCUGGUUAUGGCUAAUUAAAAUACCCUCCUUUUAAUUAUUGCCGUUUUAAUUGUUGGGUUUGUGACAAAUACAUGCAACCACAACCUUAAAAGCAUUAAAGUUUGUUCUUUGUAAUUGUACCUACCUUUAUAAAAGAAACAAAGAUGGGUUUGAAUGCAAGGGACAUUCAACUUCAUUUGUUUAGAGUUAUUCAUAUUUCGAUUGGAAAGAGCUUUACUUUUAUGAAAAAGCAUCCAAAAGUUUCAUGUGCUUUGUUAGUCUUCUUCAUAAUGUAUAUAUUUCUUUCUUGUAUAUACAAUUUGUUGCUUUUCUUGUCUCCAUUUCUUGUGUUUACUUCAAUUUUGGUCAGAAUUUUUUGGAGUUCUGAGCAAACAAAUAUUGGAUGUGUGGAGAAAAAUGGAGAGGAAAAAAGGGUUGAAGCAAAAAAUCUACCUAAUAUGGUUCUCAAGAAUGAGAGACGUGGAAAACUUUAUAAGUAUCCGUCACAUAAUGCAACAAGUAGAAGAAGAAAUUUCACUAGGAAGAAAUUAGAUGUCUACGGUGAUUUAGAACAAAAAGCUAAGGAUUUAUCAGCGGUGUUUCGAAAUGACUUUACUAAAAAGAACACGGAAAUUCGUUCAGGAUUAAAAUUUUUGGAGAAAGAAAUGGACCCUUUGGAUUAUAAGUUUUUAGAAAGAAAAAGAGUUGAGGCUCCUGAAAAGCCAUUAAUGAUUUCUGAACCUUCAAUGGUUGACCUGGUGACUUGUAGUGCAAGUAAUGAUGGUCAAGAGAAAAGGACAGAGAAAAUAGAAGAUGAGAAAAAGGCAAUAGAAGAUAGUAAUAAUAAAGGUGUGGAAAUUAAAGAGGAUGAUCAAAAAAAGCUAAUGGAUCUUGGAAUUAGUGAAAUGGAAAGCAACAAAAGGUUGGAGAGUCUUAUAGCUAGAAGAAGGGCAAGAAAACAAUUGAAAUUGGAGAUUGAGAAUGGUUUAAUUGAUAUUGAAUCAAUUUCUCCAAGCCAAAUUGCACCAUUGCUCAUUUCAAGAAUUAACCCUUUUGAUUCUCCAAGAGAUUUUGAUGACAUAGAAAUGCCUGGUUCUGCUCCAACUGCUUUGAGAAGUCCAUUUGAUAUUCCCUAUGAACCUUUUGAAGAGAAACCAAACCUCAAGGGGGAUAUUUUUUAUCAUGAAUUCGCAAAUGACUUGCCAUUAGAACUUAGACAAGACCUUGAAGCAAGAGAGAACAAACUAGCAAACCAAAGACUUAGAAGGCUUUCAGGUAUGGGAAAUCAUGAUAGGCCUGAAAAGUUAAACUCCAAAGAAGGAAGUGAAAGUGAAUUACAAGCUUCCAAUCCAUCAAAUGAAGGAGAGGAAACAACACAUGAAGAGGAAGGGAAAUGUAAAAUUGAUAUGGUUGGCAUGAAAAGUGAGGAAGUAGACAAUGGUGAUCCAACAAAUUCCAUCUCAAACAAUGCAAGUGAGCCAAUAACAAAUGUUGAAAGCAUUAUAACUGCUUCUCCUAAGCCUCAAGUGGAAGUUCUUGAUUUUCCAAUAUCUACUGCUAAUGUUUCUACUAUAAAUGAUUCAUUAUAUGAAUCUCUUUCAACUCCUGUUGAUGUGAAUGAAGGAAACAUGUUAUUUACAAAGGGACUAAUAUGUCAUACACCAUCAUGUUCCUUAGCUUCUGACUUACAAGUUGAGUUUUCUGAAAUUGGUUCACCAACACUCACAAUUGAUGAGAGCCAUGAGAACUUUACAUUCACAGAUGGUGAAUAUCAUGUUGAUAAAGAUCUUAAUUCUUUACAUAACAAUGAUGAAGAAAAUGCAGCUGAUGUGAGUUCUAUGGCCUCAAAAUCUGAAAUACUUUAUGAUACUCCAAUUUAUGCAAUGAGUAGUGAUCAUAAUAACAUAUUGGAUAAUGUGAGACAAACUAGUUCAUCUCAAUAUUCUUCCGAUGUAUUAGCACGUUGGAAGCGGUUGAUGCGGUUGAUGGAUACUCGCGUUAAUCAUUUACCUAGUGAAAUACUUUCAGAAAAUCUGAAGGAAAGUAACCAGAUAGAUAAUCUAAUAAACAAGGAACAAGUUGUCAAUGAUGUGAAUAACUCAGAAGCUACUAAGCAAGACAACACAGAGGACUUAAGGUGUAAUGAAGAGCCUGGUGCAUCAGGUGUGAGACAAGAAGCAACUGAUGAAAUCUCAACCAACUCAAGUUCAACAUCAUCAUCAUCACCAAGUUCUGUAUUGCCGAUACAACAGAAGACAACAACAGAUCAAGAGAUACACAUAGGUGUUCAACAAUCUGACAUGGAAGAUGUGGCACAAGAAAUAGUAAACGGUGAAGGUCCACUUGAUUCCAUGUCUCAAAAUAUUCAUCCUUUCAUGGAUGAUCCACAUGUUGAAUCGCAUAACAAUGAUUUGGACCAUUCUCAGGAAAGAACUAAUCCCUUGGAGAACUCCAUUCAAGAAUCAAAUAUGUCCAACAACAUGAAUAAUGCAGAAGUUUGUAAUCAAGAGGACCAAAAGUUAAAGAAUGAUGAGAAAAGUGAAGACAAAUUUACUCCCCAGGGUAUACAGGAUGCUUCAGCAGAACCACAUAGACCAGCAGAGGUGCCAUUGAUUCCUCCAAUUCUAGAAUCAUCAUCAGAAAUUCACAUAGAGAAUGAAGGAAAGUCCCAAGCAUCAUCGAGACACCCAUUUAUCAAUGAUGAAGAAGUAGUAGACACAAGUUCUUCUAAAGAUUUUGAAGAAAAACACAAUGACUUGAAUGAAAAUGAAGGCUUACUCUCAUCUUGCAUUUCAUCACAGGAAAGCGAUAAAUCGAGCGAAAAUCAUAGCUCGAAAGAAGAGAACUAUUUGCAGAGUGAGUUAAAUCAGAUGGUUAUAGGGCAUAUAGAAAAGGAACAGUUGGACAAAGGCGAUAUCUCUGAAGAUUUUUCAAUGCCAACGGUCACUGAAGUAACCAAUGCUGAAGACACAUUAGGAGAACCUGACAAGAUGAACAAAAGUGAAACCACUGAUCAAGAAUUGCACAAAAAUAAUCAAACCAUGGUUUUAUCAGAUGAAGAAACUGAUAAGGAAGGAACUUAUCCUUUGGAGAACUCCAUUCAAGAAUCAAGUAUGUUCAAGAAUAUGAAUGGUGCAGAAGUUUGCAAUCAGGAAGACCAAAAGUUAAAGAAUGAUGAAAUCAGUGAAGACAAAAUCACUUCCCAAAGUAGACAGGAUGCUUCAGCAGAACCACAUAAACUAGAAGAGGUUCCAACGAUUUCUCCAAUGAUAGAAUCAUCAUUAGAAAUUCACAUAGAGAAUGAAGGAAAAUCCCAAGAUUCAUUGAGACAACCAUUUAUCAAUGAUGAAGUAGUAGACACAAGCUCUUUUAAUGAUUUUGAAGGAAAACACAAUGACUUGAAUGAAAAUGAAGGCUUACUCUCAUCUUGCAUUUCAUCACGGGAAAUAGAUAUAUCGAACGAAAAUCAUAGCUCAAAAGAAGAGAACUUUUUGCAAAAUGAGUCAAAUCAGGUGGUUAUAGAUGAUACAGAAAAGGAACAGUUGGACAAAGGUGAUAUCUCUGAAGAUUCUUCACUACCAAUGGUCACUGAAGUAACCAACGCGGAAGACACAUUAGGAGAAUAUGAUAAUAUUAACAAGAAUGAAAUCACUGAUCAAGAAUUGCACAAAAAUAAUCAAACCAUGGUUAUUUCUGAACUAGAUGGAGAAACUGAUAAAGUUAGCAACAUAGCACACGUGAAUGAUCCUUAAGAAAGUACUUCAGCUUGAUGGUGUAACGUUAGCUAUGUAGCACCGACACUUCAUAUUACAAAUGAGUCUAGUGUCCGACACGUGUCAAUGUCAUAUCACCGACAUAUGUAGUUAUUAAUCACUUUUAUUGCCUUAAAUUACUACUUGCUUCUACGUGUCAGUGUCAAAUGUCAAUGUUAGUGGUUCAAAGAAGCGUUAGUGAUGCACCAAAGGCUGAGAACAUGCUGCAACAAGGGAUCACUGAGCCAACAAUUCCAAGCUAAGAAGAAAAGGAAAACCUUUCCAAGAAUUUGUGAAAUGAUGCAACUAGGAAAAAGUCAAGACCUACUAUUCUUUGAUGCUGCUCACCUGAAAAUCAGUUUGGCAAAAGUUAAUUUCCAUUAUCAGAUAACAGAUUGAGAAAAGUCAGAAUUUAUGAAAUUAAGAAGACUAAACUCAGAGUUGGACUAAUCAAUUUUAGUACGUAGUUCCAAAGAUGUUCAUAAUUGUAUUCUAUUAGUCACACAUUCACAAUGUAGAAAGUAAGAAACUUAGAACUGUAGUAGGACUUUUGUAUAUAUAUAUAUAUAUAUAUAUUGUAAUCAUAUUUUAUCUCAAACUUAAAUGACUAUCAUUGUUGUGUUCAUAAUGUUUCUUUCAUAAUGUUUUUUUCCUUUGUUGACUAUCAA
This is a messenger RNA of Cicer arietinum (chickpea), 4402 nucleotides long. RefSeq lists its product as uncharacterized. The record is from RefSeq and is a predicted model, not a curated record. Lineage: Eukaryota; Viridiplantae; Streptophyta; Magnoliopsida; Fabales; Fabaceae.